This is a messenger RNA of Colletotrichum destructivum, 273 nucleotides long. RefSeq lists its product as uncharacterized. Lineage: Eukaryota; Fungi; Ascomycota; Sordariomycetes; Glomerellales; Glomerellaceae. The record is from RefSeq and is a predicted model, not a curated record. The transcript has a single exon. Bases 1 to 273 code for a protein of 90 amino acids.
AUGUCUUCUCCCAUCGACAGCUCCGUCUUCCUCUCCCUCGCCCCCACCACCUCCUCAUCAUACCCUUUCAAGGCCCAGCAGCCAGCAGCCGCCGCCGCCGCCGCCGUUGUCACCGAGCCGGCUCCCCUCAAGCGUCGCACCUCGAGCUUGAGCAGUGACAGCAGCAAGAACGGCGCCGCCGGCGGUCUGCGCUUCCUCAAGCUCGGCCCUGUUCACUACGGCGAGCACCCCGACGAGCACAAGUCGGAUUGGCACCCCGCCCUCCUGGGCUGA